Adineta steineri is the source of this 1170-nucleotide messenger RNA. NCBI's taxonomy places the organism in Eukaryota, Metazoa, Rotifera, Eurotatoria, Adinetida, Adinetidae. The record is from the annotation of a GenBank genome assembly.
AUGGCUGCAGCUACUUCAACAAAAUUUACAGUUAUUUGGUUAGAUUCAUUAGUUAAUGCAAAUGAAGAAAAUCUUGCUACACAACAAAAACUAUUUAAUAAUUUUCAUCAUGUUAAUAUAUUUGAAGAUGGAGAUGAAUGUCAACGAUUUAUUGAAUCAGAACCAGAUAAAUCAAUCUUACUUAUUAUUAGUGGUCGAUUGAGUCGACAACUUAUACCUGCCAUUGAUCAACUUAAACAAAUGAGAUGUAUUUAUAUUUAUUGUAUGAAUAAAACUUAUCAUGAAGAAUGGGCCAGAGGAUUUGAUAAAGUUAAAGCAAUUGUCACUAAACUAGAUGAAUUAAUUGCUCAGAUCAAAUCGGAUAUAUCGAUAUUGAAAAAGACGGCAGAAUCAAUGAAAGUCAAAGAUCAUACUUCAACAAGUACUCGUGCGAGUUCAACAGUAGUUAAACCAGUAAUCAAAACAAAUAAUGUAACAACUUCAACUUCUCAAGCAUCUGAAAUGGCUGUAUCAGUCAAGAAAACCUCAUGUGCACUUGAUGGAUUCGAAAAAGAAUCGAUUUUAUCUCUUGAAGAAGCUACUGCACCUCUUGCUGAAAUUGUUGCUGAUAUCGAUCAAAUGGUUUGGAUAGUUAAACAGAAUAGUCAAAAUCCAGAACAGGGUUUAUCUUCUGAUGAAUCAGCUUCGAUAGCUCUCUAUACUAUGGAAUGGUAUCCAAAAGAAAAUUCUUUCUUUUACAUUCUUAAUGAAGCUCUACGUUCGGAAAAUAGACAACAAAUGAAACCAUGGUUUCGUUAUUUGAAACUUGUCUUUCAAGCACUUUCAAAACUAAAAACAGUUUCAAAUAUUGUUUAUCAUGGAACAAAUACAGAUAUUUCUAAAGAUUAUCCAAAAGGAAAAAUAUUUGUUAAUUGGGAAUUUUUAAAUUGUACACCAUCUAUUAAUACACUUGAAAGUGAAGAACAUUUUGGUAAAGAAGGUCAACGAACUCUCUUUACUAUUGAUUGUCGUUCAGGUACAGAUAUAAGUCGACAUGCAUUUGAUCAAGCAAAAAGUCAAGUUCUGUUUUUUCCUGGUUGUCAAUUUCAAGUUGUUUCGUGUCUUAGUCCUUCUCAUGGAUUAAAUAUUAUUCAAUUAGAAGAAAUGAAAUCACCUUAUUCUUUUAAAUAA